GGGCCAUUACCGGAGUAGCCGCGGCAGGCUGACCGUGGAAUUCAUCCAGCCUGAAUGGUGCGCCAGCGAGAUCGGACAAGUCAGCAAUGACGAUCAUCGGAACAACCAUGCCGUGUGAUGCAACGACACGGAAUCCGGCAGGGUCUGAGCGACAUUGGUGAUGUAUUCUCAAGUUCUUCAUAUUUGUUCUUGGCUUCUUUUCCUCUUGACUUGUUUUCACAAACACAAGCCGCCAAGAUGAAGAAGUACUUGGGUUUGCGCGGCUCGCGCAUCACCACCGCCGCGCUGGCAUUGAUCGUUGGCCCUUCAUAUACCGCUUUUGGUUACAAUCAGGGAGUUGCUGGCAAUGUCUUGACGUUGCCGACGUUUGUAGAGACCUUUCCGGGCAUCAACACCUUGACCACCACUGGCGCCCAACAAUCACACAACAGUACAAUCCAAGGCGUGGUCACUGCACUUUUUGUGCUUGGCGCGACCUUUGGAGCCCUCACAUGCAUCAAAGUCGGAGACAUGCUGGGUCGGCGCAAGACCAUCUUCUACUCCACCAUUGUAGCGACAAUCGGAGCGAUCUUGAUGGCCUCGUCGUUUUCCCUCGCCCAACUGAUUGUCUCGCGACUCAUAUUGGGACUGGGCAGCGGCGGCUACACUGCUUCCGUCCCUGUCUGGCAGUCCGAAAUCUCGGGCGCACAGCACCGCGGGGCUUUUGUUAAUGUAGAAGGAAUCUUCCUCGGCGCGGGCAUUACCAUUUCCCUCCUGAUCGACUUUGGCUUCUUCUUCGUGAAGGACUCCUCGGUUUCGUGGCGUUUCCCCUUCGCCAUCCAGAUUGUCUUCUUCCUGAUGGUCAUUGCCUUCAUCUUCUUCCUGCCAGAGUCGCCAAGGUGGCUUGUCAAGAAAGGCCGCAUAGACGAAGCCCGGGAAACCAUGGCAGUCCUGCAAGACGUGGCGGUCGACGAUGAGAGCAUCACCCGCGAUAUCGCCAUGAUGCAACACUCCCUCGAGCUUGCCGCCCGCGCGGGCAAUCCAGGUCCGCAGAACCUGCUCAAAAUGGGCGAUCAACGCAUCUUCAACCGUGCCCUGGUCGCCAUCCUCGGCCAAGCAUUUCAGCAGCUCUGCGGCGUCAGUCUUACGGUGGCGUACGCGACCACCAUCUACGAAGAGCACUUGGGUUUCGGCGCUGUCAAAGCUCGUGGGCUGGCCAUUGCCAUGGAGAGUUUGUUGAUCUUUGGCGGCCUGGCUACAGUCUUGACCGUCGAUCGAUUCGGUCGUCGGCCGUUGAUGUUGCUGAGUUCGGCGACAAUGGCCAUCUGCUUCAGCGUCGUGGCCGGCACCACUUCCGCGCCGCAGAACAAAGGCUCUCUCUACGCAGCCACCUUCUUCCUCUUCCUCUACACCCCCUUCUUCGCCCUCGGCUUCCUGAGCAACACGAAUCUGUACGCCACCGAGGUCGCUCCUUUGGAAUACCGAGCCGCCAUCGCAGGCGUGUCAACCGCCACCUCAUGGCUGUCGAACUUCCUCGUCGUCCUGGUCACGCCGAUUGGUUUCGCCAACAUCGGUUACCGCUACUGGAUCGUCUACGCUUGCAUCAACGCCGCCAUUGUUCCCACCGUGUACUUCUUGUUCCCGGAGACGUGUGAUCUGAGUUUGGAGCAGAUGGACGAUGUGUUUGGUCGGUCGAACAACUUCUUCGAUCCCCCGAAGAUUGCGCGGAAGGAAAGGCGGCAGUUGAAGAAGGGGGAGAGCGUUUUGGAGGAGGGGUUGGAUAAUGGACGGGACAGCGAGAGCAAAGCGGAUGUCAGCUUCAAGGAGUAGGUAGUUUCUCAUUGCCAGGUCGUCAGAAAAUCGACAGAAGGCUGUGUGGUUUUCAAAAAGCGCAGGAAUUACUUCGACAGAUGGGAACGAAGACUCACGGCUUUUGAUGUGAAGUGUCCGUUCCCUAGGAGAUGUGUCAGCCUCAGGCCGUCAUACCACUGGGCAUCCUUGUGCAUGUGAGGUUGCACAAGCAAUACACUAUUCGCGUUUGCAAGUCUGUG
Messenger RNA from Neohortaea acidophila, 2030 nucleotides. Its product is annotated as general substrate transporter. Gene Ontology annotation, cellular component: membrane. Lineage: Eukaryota; Fungi; Ascomycota; Dothideomycetes; Mycosphaerellales; Teratosphaeriaceae. Gene Ontology annotation, molecular function: carbohydrate:proton symporter activity. Gene Ontology annotation, biological process: transmembrane transport; carbohydrate transport. The transcript is spliced from 3 exons. The coding region runs from base 118 to 1809 and encodes 563 amino acids. The record is from RefSeq and is a predicted model, not a curated record.